AUGGCCCGUAGCGCUGCUGCCCCCUCUUCCAACCCCGACGAACAGGACAACUCAUAUGCUCAGGAUGCCAAGGCGAGUAAGCGGCGUUGUGUUCAAUCAGCCUGUGUCCCAUGCCGCAAACGCAAGUCCAAAUGUGAUGGCGGCACUCCCGUCUGCGCAACCUGCACGGCUGUUUACAAGACUGAAUGCCAUUACGAUGCUGAGAGCGAGAGUCGCCGCACAAAAUCCGGCCUCACUACCACAAACAAUGCAGGUACCAAGCGUGAUGCUUCCCGCGCCGCUACCUCUGGCCCCGAAGAUGUCUCCAGCGCAGAGUACAUGAUCAAUUCGUUGAGGAAACUGCCCGAAGAAAAUGUAUACGAAUUUAUUCAGCACAUUCGAAAGGACCCGAGCCUUGACACCCACGCCCUGGCCGAGCAAUGGCGCAAGAACGAGACACUGUCUCCUAACACGCCCGUCGACGUGCAAAGCCUCGAGUCCGAGCUAAGUGUGCUACUUGGAAAGCCGACUGUGACUAUCACCGGCCAAAGUAGACACUUUGGACACUCUGCUAGCCUAGGUCUCGUUCCUGAAGAAGAAAACUUCAGUGGCGGUCGUCUGCGCACGAACAUGGUAAAGCCUGAGCGUCAAGGUUCGACAUGGACGAAUGUAACCGACGACAUUGAAUUCGUUGAGAAGCUGCUUGAUCUCUAUUUUACCUGGAGUCAUCCAUUCUACGUCCUAUUCAGCCGAGAGUGCUUUUAUAAAGAUUUCAAAGCCGGUCGGGACAAGUACUGCUGCUCAUUGCUUGUCAACGCCAUAUGCGCAUACGCCUGUCACCUUACAGACGAUCUUGCAGGCCGUACCGACCCGAACAACUUCCGCACGGCGGGCGACCACUUCUUUGCUGAGGCUAGACGCAUGCUAUUUGACGAUGAAACCCCGAGUCUCACGACGGUCCAGGCGCUAUGUAUCAUGUCAAUGCGGGAGCCGAGCAAAGGAAGGGACAGUUCAGGCUUUGGCUACAUGGGAAGAUGUAUCCGCAUGUGUGUCGAACUUGGGUUACAUCUAAAAUAUGGUGCUGAUGCCACUCUCAACUUGACUCCGAGCGAAGUCGAAGUCCGAAAGGUUACCUUUUGGGGCUGUUUUACCGUAGAUACAAUCUGGACUAUUGUCAUGGGUCGUAUUUCCCAACUUCCCCGAGCCGCCAUUACUCUCGACAAGCCCAUACUUGAAGAGGCUCCCAGCCCUCCUGAGGCAUACCCCAACGCUUCACAUGCUCCAGCUGGUAUAGUGACUACCCGCUUGUUUCUGCAAGAGUUUUCUUCGCUUUCAGAGCUCGUAAAUGACAACAACUACAUGUUCUUUGCGCCAAAAGAUCAACUAACCAGCCUAAAAUUGUUGGACUGUUACCGCAAGUAUCAGAACUGGUACAAGAAGCUACCACUUCCAAUGAGGUUAGAGGGCAAGAGGCAACCCGAACCACAUAUCAUAGUGCUACACAUGCUAUACUAUAACAUCGUUGUCCACCUCUUUCGCCCGCUACUCAAAGUCGACCUCAUCCACUCGGAUGUGCAACCUCGGGCCAUCUGCAUCAAUGCAGCCAAUGAAGUUUCAGAAUUAGUGAGGCUCUACCGAAAAUUAUAUAGCUUCCGAACAGCACAUCUACUCAUACCACACAUUCUUCUCACCGUCAGCGUUGUACACUUGCUGUAUUCCAAAGACAAUGAGACCUCUCGAAAGAAUCUUGUUGAGAGCUUGCAAGGCCUGGAGGAUCUUCACGAAUGUCACUACUUUGGUGCAAGAAGCUUCCGGAUAAUAUACACUUUGGCUAACACGUGGAAUCUACCUUUCCCUGACGAGUUGCGCAAUUCUCAAUUGAUACCAAAGAGCGACCCAGAUAAACCAGUUGGCACAGUCAGUCCUCCGGCAGACCCUCUUCUAAUGGCGCCAAAUUCUCGGACCAUAACUGGGAAUCGCAUAGGACCUGGGCGCAUCCAUCCACUACCGCCUCAAAGGAGGGAGAGCUUGACGAUGUUUGCUUCUCAGAACCGGUUGCAAUUAGCCACCCACCUUGCAAACUCGCGACCCAGCAGUGUAGUCUCCAACCAAAGCCACCAGUCCCCUGUUGUUGGCCACACUCCCAUCCAAGACGUCUACAAUAGCUUGCCAAUAUCAAACUACCAGUACCCGCAGUCCGUCUCCACAUCAGCCAACAUACCCACGACAAUGACAUCGCCCACCCCAGACACAGGUGAAGGCAUAUUUUGGAAUCCAAUACCAGGCUUGCCAGGGCCGAUACUACCACGCCACAGCUACCAGCAAAUGAGCCCCAUGGGACUGGAAACCGUACUACACACAACCGACCCCGAAGACCGAAUCAACCGCCAAGGCUUCAAGUUCGUCGACGAUUGGCAAUCCAGCCACAUGAACAACUACCCGGGCGUUCAAGGCGGCGUAUACGACGGCUCCAACAACCACGGUGGCAACAGAGGGUAUACCCACCCGAAUAACUUUGCACCGCCGCAGGAUAACACGGCGUACACACAAGGCGCGCAUGAUGGACAUGCACAAGAGAGUUACGACGCGGGAUGGUGGCAAAGUCCGAAUGGUAGCUCUGGGCCCAUAAGCUGA
Messenger RNA from Pyrenophora tritici-repentis Pt-1C-BFP, 2613 nucleotides. Its product is annotated as C6 transcription factor (NirA). The record is from RefSeq and is a predicted model, not a curated record. Gene Ontology annotation, biological process: DNA-templated transcription; regulation of DNA-templated transcription. NCBI's taxonomy places the organism in Eukaryota, Fungi, Ascomycota, Dothideomycetes, Pleosporales, Pleosporaceae. Gene Ontology annotation, molecular function: zinc ion binding; DNA binding; DNA-binding transcription factor activity, RNA polymerase II-specific.